Messenger RNA from Culex pipiens pallens (northern house mosquito), 781 nucleotides. RefSeq lists its product as uncharacterized. The coding region runs from base 12 to 677 and encodes 221 amino acids. The transcript is spliced from 3 exons. Lineage: Eukaryota; Metazoa; Arthropoda; Insecta; Diptera; Culicidae. The record is from RefSeq and is a predicted model, not a curated record.
UGUCAGACGUUAUGUCGAGAGAUUUAGACCGAACUGGACAAAACAAUCUAGUUAAAUCGGAAAUGCCUACAACCAAAAGAGCCAGCGAUACAUCCACCAACGAGUUUAUUUCAUUUGAAUCGUCAGGCGAAAGGAAACGCUCAUCGAGGGACUUGCGCACAUUGAGUUCAACUUCACUAUCAAAAGACUUGUCUUCACAUAACAGUAAAUUCAAAUCAUGUCACUCCGGAAGUAUUCAACGAAUGUCUCUCACAAAUAGCAAAGAAAGACCAGUUACGAGUCCCAUUUGCAAUACUAGAAACAGCUUUACCUCACCAACCCCCCAAAGACGACACUCGUCUUCAAGUCGCCGUCACUCAUCUCUUCAUGACCCCAAGGGAACAUCGGCCACGACGCCCCACCAGUCCCGCCACCGGCCCCGGUUGACCGCGACCAGAUGGGCCAUCGCACGGGUGAACGAGUUCGACGAUGGGGCGAAAACGUACGAAAUUCUUCCGGACGCCCCCAAACUACUGCCGGUGGUUGAGGGCCGCAAGCCACUGGACGUGCUACGGCGGAUGCAGAAGCUGCAAAAAACCGAACCGGUUCCGGAACUGACCGCAACGGAAGUUAUUUUCGCGACGCUUCCGGGGGGUCACACGAUUGCGUACAAAAGUGAUGAGGCCAAAUCGCGGUGAUGUUGAUUGAGAUAUAUAGAUUUAAAAAAAACUCGAUGAACGAUGAUGGGGCCAGCCCUACUGUGUAUAAUUUACUGAAGAGACGAUUCGUUGAAUCUACAGAA